Messenger RNA from Naegleria fowleri, 483 nucleotides. RefSeq lists its product as uncharacterized. The transcript has a single exon. The record is from RefSeq and is a predicted model, not a curated record. Lineage: Eukaryota; Heterolobosea; Eutetramitea; Acrasida; Naegleriidae. The coding region runs from base 1 to 483 and encodes 160 amino acids.
AUGUCCUUGUUGUUCGGAAACAACCAACAACAACACCUAACUCGCUCUUCACGCAUUCUCAAGCUUCUCUCCUCUCGCUUCUCCCCAACCAAAAUAUCGAUCAAAAACAUUUCCCGACCCUAUGAAAAUGAUGGAGCUCACAACGAAAUUGUGAGUUUGGCACAUGGUGAAUCUCAUUUUCGAGUCAUGAUUGUUUCAUCCGAGUUUGAGGGUGUUGGUCCUUUGGCUCGACAUCGUAUGAUUCAUCAAGUGUUGAACGAGGAAUUUAAAAGUGGUUUACAUGCUCUCACCAUAACGGCCAAAAGCGUCCAAGAAUACGAGAAAGCCAAAGAGCGAAUGAAAAACAUGAGAAAAGAGAAACAUUCAAUGAGCAAUGAAGAAUCGGUGAGAGGUGGUGGUUGGGAGCACAGAGACGACACGACUGAUAUGGCAUCCGAUUCUUGUUGCAAUGAUGAGAUGGAGGAGUUGUUUGGAGUAAAAUGA